Messenger RNA from Rodentolepis nana, 183 nucleotides. The record is from the annotation of a GenBank genome assembly. Lineage: Eukaryota; Metazoa; Platyhelminthes; Cestoda; Cyclophyllidea; Hymenolepididae.
GAAAUGGCCUGUGAGGGAUGUGCUAAUGCCGCUAAAAGGGUUUUAGAACAACUGGGAUGUGACGUUUCUUCUGUAAUUACUGAUGUGUCAACUAAUACUGUGACAGUUUCUACCACUCUACCCGAAGAAACAAUUUUAAAUCAACUCAAAAAGACAUCGAAACCUGUGAAAGCUAUUCACUGA